AAGUUAGUUUUGAGUUUUUCUUUCUCUCUCUCUUCCUCUUUCUCCUCUUAAAGAAAACUAAAACUACUUAAGCUAAAGAAUCUAACACUUCUCAAAGUUUCUCCAAAGCCCUUGAUUAGCAAACACAUAAAGAGAUCAAGAGAGAGAGAGAGAGAAAGUGUGUGUGUGUGUAGAGAGAAGGUGAUGAAUAGAGGUGUGCUGGAGAGUUCGCCGGUUCAACAGCUGAUGACGGCCGGAAACCCUAAUUGGUGGAACGUAAGCGGCGGCAUGAGGCCUCCACCACCGUUAAUAGGUCAUCAGCAGGGGCCGUUGCCGCCACAAAUGACUCCUAACAACAAUUAUCUCCGACCACGAAUGAUGCCGACUCUCUUGCCACACUUCUUGCCAUCUCCGGCAACUUCUUCUUCGUCUUCUUCUUCACCGUCUGUGCCUAAUAACCCUAAUCUCUCUUCUUGGCUUGAAAGCAAUGAUCUCCCUCCUGAGUCGUGGAGCCUUAGCCAACUUCUUUUGGGUGGAUUGAUGAUGGGCGAGGAAGAGAGAUUGGAGAUGAUGAAUCAUCAUAAUCAUCAUGAUGAACAACACCACCACCAUAGUUUCCAAGGGAAAAUGAGGUUGGAGAAUUGGGAAGAACAAGUGCUAAGUCCCCAACAAAUUUCCAUGGGGGUUGUUGAGAUCAAACAAGAGAAUAACGUUAACAACAACAAUGGCUAUCUAAUAUCUUCUCCAAACUCACCUCCUAAUAAAUCUUGUGUCACAACUACAACAACAACAAGCCUUAAUAGCAACGACGAGAAUAACAACAAUAUGCUGGACUUCUCGAGCAAUCACAAUGGUCUUAAUUUGUCUGAGGGUAGACACACUCCUCCGGAUCGAACCUCUGAGUGUAACAGCUUAGAGAUUGGUGGGUCUACUAAUAAGAAGCCAAGGCUUCAACCUUCUCCUUCGUCACAAUCAACCCUCAAGGUGAGAAAGGAGAAACUAGGAGGCCGGAUCGCAGCACUUCAUCAGCUAGUCUCUCCAUUUGGCAAGACUGACACAGCCUCUGUCCUGUCGGAAGCUAUUGGAUACAUUAGAUUCCUUCAGAGUCAAAUUGAGGCCCUGAGUCAUCCAUACUUCGGUACGAAUGCUUCCGGGAAUAUGAGACACCAACAACAUUUUCAAGGAGACGGGAGUUGCAUAUUUCCUGAGGACCCUGGUCAACUCGUAAAUGAUCAGUGCAUGAAGAGAAGAGGAGCCUCGUCUUCGUCUACGGACAAUCAAAAUGCAAAUGAAGAACCUAAGAAAGAUCUGAGAAGUCGAGGUUUAUGUCUUGUUCCAGUUUCCUGCACACUCCAAGUCGGCAGCGACAACGGCGCCGACUAUUGGGCUCCGGCACUCGGCUCCGCCGGUUUUCAUUGAGCCAAUGAAAUUACGCCAUGUGUUAUUCCAACAUUAGGGAGAAUGAUAUAACAUCACGAGCAGUCAGUCUACUGAGAAAACAGCAAAUUGAGUUUCCAAGGCUGAUUGCUCAUGAUGCUAUACAAAGUACUCAAUUAAAAACUUUGCUAGAGAAAUUACGUAUGGCGUUUGAUGAAUAUGCGUUUAGCCUUUCAUCAUUUGAUGUAUUAUCAGAUGAUAUGACCAAGUGAUCAAACACUAUGUCCUUGCUUUAGGAAACUGUUUGUUAUUUUUUGUUUUUACCAGUUAAUUGUAAUUUGUGGUUAAGUACUUAUUUUAAUUACUUCCA
This is a messenger RNA of Eutrema salsugineum, 1726 nucleotides long. Its product is annotated as transcription factor bHLH68. The record is from RefSeq and is a predicted model, not a curated record. Lineage: Eukaryota; Viridiplantae; Streptophyta; Magnoliopsida; Brassicales; Brassicaceae. Bases 184 to 1398 code for a protein of 404 amino acids. The transcript has 8 exons. Gene Ontology annotation, molecular function: RNA polymerase II cis-regulatory region sequence-specific DNA binding; protein dimerization activity; DNA-binding transcription factor activity, RNA polymerase II-specific. Gene Ontology annotation, cellular component: nucleus. Gene Ontology annotation, biological process: regulation of transcription by RNA polymerase II.